AUGUCGUCUUUCGACUUCGGCACUUGCGACUCGCGAGCAGACGUCAUGAACUUAGCCAGCAUGAAAGCGAUGGAGAUCACGCAGCAAAUCCGACAGUCGAUUGGCGCUUUGAAGACGCUCGAGGCGAUGAUCCAGUUCGAGCCAGGUUUUGUGGAGGGCAACUUCCACCAGAUUGCACCUGCGCUUCGACGGACGUACAAAGGCAUCGCAUGUCUCGCCCUUGCGAAGUAUGGCGUGAUUUCGACGGUGGAUCCUCCAGAUCCAAACUCCGCGCUGGUGGGCUUUCCACUGCUGCACCUACUCCAGCAGGAAGCGCGCGACAGCAUUCUCUCGGGCGAAGCAAAGGCGUCAACAGCGUGGGAUGCUGAUGCAUCUACGUUGGUGGUACUUCAUCCGAUUUUCGCGCCGUCUGCCGCCCGAGUGCUGCCAAGUGAUGAGUGGACGUAUAAUGGCCGGAACUACAGCCGCGACUGCUCGCUUGCAGCACCGAUGGACGAGCUUCAUCCCUGCGCCUUCCCGGGCGUCGUGCACCCCUCAGGUAACUUGGCACAUUUCUGGGGCUUUGCCAUGCUCUUGGCGAACUUCGAGGAUGUUGCAGACUUGGAGGGACUCAAGGAGCUGGAGCAUCGCGCUGGUGGAUGGGUUGCGGCGGGAUUCACUCACUUCGCCUGGCGUCUGAGUGAUGCGGAGAAUCCUGCGCGGAUGCUGGAGUGUACGCUCAUGACCCAGAUUUCGAUGGGAAGUGCGGCAGCAUAUGCUUUGGUUGGCGUCGACGCAGCAGUACCUGAGAUUGGGCUGAGAUGGCGAUUCGACCUGGUGCCCGCAGUGGGCUGGCAGGCAAGCAGCGACUGGUGGGUAACUGCCCUUGUGGCCAUCCCAGUGACGCUGAUCUUCGGGGUCGGAAUGGGCAUCAGCGUCAUCGCCAGUCUGCGGAAGCGCACGCUGGACAAGCUCAAUGUCCAGAAUUUUCGUUUCGAUGUUCUUUCCAAAGCAGUUUCCGCCUCAGUUGAAGCCUUGGAGAAGUUCCAGUUUCCCCUGUGCCUGGUCUCGGUGGAUGAUUUCCUGAAGUGUGGGGCGUACCCUUCGUACGAAGAACUCCGCAAUUUGGGCAAGCACGUCUGGUUGGACUCGUGCUGGGAUGCUAUGGGUGGUGACUAUGAAGACUCAGGUAUCCUUCUGCUCAGCUACGAGGGAAUGUCGGAGGGAACAGAUCACCAAGACAGCGAAAGCGCCUUUGACAAGGACGGUGACGUCUACAAGGCCAUGGUGACUAGCAUCAGGGGCUUGAAGAAGUACGGUCUGAAAUUCAACUGGGUCUGGUCUCAGUACAGCUGCAUGCCGCAGCAGAACAGCAUUCAGCACCAGUGCGCCACCAACUCGAUUGCUGGCUACUGCUCCUGCUUCACUGCAAUGCUCGUGGUGGAGUCCCGCAAAGGUGCCGAGCAGCACACAUUUUCCAGCUCCUUCGCCUCAUGGAGUCGGUUGGAACGACUUUGCUUUGUGACGUGUCAGUGCCUGGGCACUGAUAGCAUGAAGGUUUUCAGGUACACCGAGCAAGGCGUCCUGAAGAAGGAGCGUGUGGACAGAAGCGCUGUGGAGUUUGCGUGGGACAUCUUGCGAGGCUCUUUUCAGUGCUGUACGACGUACCACGCAGACGGCCGCCCUUGUGACAAGCAGCGUUUCGUAGGUGCCAUCCUGAGUACAUAUUGGCGGCUCUUAGCCGUCGAGCGGGCAGGCGGUGGCGACAUGGCGUCGCAGCUGGUCAAAGUCCUUCGGGACAGCAACGAACGAUACUUUCCUCCGACCUUCACGUAUUGGAGUGAGACGCACCCGCUCCAGCUGGAGUUGUUCGCGGGUUUGCUUCACGUUGCGCACCAGAUGUUCGCGGAAGAUUCGGCCAAAGUUGAUGCCGAGAGAAUGAUUGCACCUGGGACUGGGCUACGGCCGUAG
Messenger RNA from Symbiodinium natans, 1950 nucleotides. The record is from the annotation of a GenBank genome assembly. NCBI's taxonomy places the organism in Eukaryota, Dinophyceae, Suessiales, Symbiodiniaceae.